UUGUCUGAUGGUCUCAGGCUGGCUGGUGGUGUGUCGAGGCAGUAAAUUUAGCGCGGGUGGGUGUUGUCGUUAAAAAUUUUUUACGCGCUCGAACAUUUAAUUAAUUGUGCGAUAUUCUGUGAAAAUCUGUGAAAAAAAUGCCGCCGAAAAAGCGGGAGAAGGAUUUGGAAGGACAAAAAGCUCCUCGAAUGGAUAUGGUGCAAGCUGAUCAUGAGCUGUUUCUACAAGCCUUUGAAAAACCAACACAGAUUUAUCGGUUUUUGCGCACAAGGAAUCAAAUUUCGCCUGUAUUUCUUUAUAGAAAUUUAUCUUAUAUGAGACAAAGAAUGUCUAGGACGCAUAAAUCGCGAAGAGGAUUUAGAAUCAACUCUAUUUUAGACAAAUUAGUAAUUAAAAAUGAACAACAACAAAUUCCAGGAAUUCGUGGGUACAUGACUUUGACAUUUUUAGGAUUUUACGAUAAAAAAUUGGAGGUGCCCCAGGAUCCAGUAAAGGUGGAAACUUUGCUUUUAAAAAUUUGCCAUAAAAAACGAAAAGACGUUAGUUCACCAAUAACGCAAGAUUAUGUUGGAUCAAGGGAAGUGCCAAUUAAUCCUUCAGAAAAUCAACCUCCACCAAAAGCACCUACUAUUUCAAUACCAAAUGAAUCUUUUAGUUCAAAUAAUGGUCAUUUAGCAAAGACUUACAUGCUUUUGCUCAGAGUCUACUGCACGUCAAAUAAUGGCUGCCUUAUGCAUAACUGUGAUUUAGACGAGCCAGCUCAAAAGCGUCGUAAAACUGCAACUGGUGCUAUUAAGACCGGAGGCGAAGAAAUUAAAUUGUAUGGUUCGGAACUUGUAGUAUACGACAAACAUAAUCGUUGUCUUUUAACGGAUGGUGAUUAUGAAUUGGGUUUACAAGAAGUGCAAACAAAUGUUAGAUCAAGUCCCAAAAAACAUAAUUCUUGGGAAACAAUUCCUGAUAUAAAAGACUGUAGUCCUUUUGACGUCUUUACUAGAGGACCGACACUUAAAUUUAGAUUAAGUUGGACCAUGGAACCAAGCAAUGGUUUCGUUGAUAGGCCCGUUGCAGUAAAUCCUCUUCCUAAUGGAGACAACAAAGAAAAUCGACCAGGCAACAAUUGCCCCACGAAUCAUAACAAUAAUUUUAGUAGUAGUAAUAAUAACAAUUUAGCACUGCCAGCACCUAGUCCUCUUACACCUGCAAAGAUACCUGUGACAAAUGAAAAAAUUGAUGCUUCCAAUAUAUCAUUGCAAAUUGUUUAUCAAUUUUUAUAUAAUAAUAACAGUCGCCAACAAACAGAAGCUUGCGAGGAUCUUCAUUGUCCUUGGUGUUCAUUAGACUGCGGAAAAUUAUACUCACUUUUGAAACACUUAAAACUUUGUCAUUCAAGAUUCACUUUCACAUAUGUGCCAAUACCACAAGGAGCACGAAUAGAUGUAGCAAUAAAUGAAUGCUACGAUGGAUCGUAUGCGGGAAGUCCUCAUGAAUUAAUUUCACAACCUUCUGGUGUUGCUUUUUCAAGAACUGGACCAACAAGACGUACAAGUGUGACAAAUAUUUUAGUCUGUCGACCAAAACGAACAAAACCAAGUCUUUCUGAAUUUCUCGAACUAGAUGAAAAUGAAUUUGAGAGCCAACGAUCUUACAUUACAGGACACAAUAGGCUCUAUCAUCAUACUGUGACUUGUUUACCAAUAUAUCCAAAGGAAAUGGACAUUGAUUCAGAGGGUGAAAACGAUCCAAAAUGGCUACAAACAAAAACAAUGAUGAUGAUUGAUGAAUUUACUGAUGUUAAUGAAGGUGAAAAGGAAUUAAUGAAAAUGUGGAAUUUACAUGUAAUGAAACAUGGCUACGUUGGCGAUUGUCAAAUUCCACUUGCAUGUCAAAUGUUCCUUGAAACAAAGGGAAAGGAAUUAUUAAUGAAAAAUCUCUAUCGUAAUUUUGUUCUUCAUAUGUGUAGUCUAUUUGAUUUUGGACUUAUUAGUCCAGUGAUACUUUAUCAAGUUAUACAAAAAUUACAAGAAAUGAUGAAGGAAGGAGGUGAGAAUGGUGAUGUAAGAAAAAUUUUACAAAAAUCACACGAACAACAAGUUGAACGUUGGGUUACAACUGGUGUUUAUGCGCCAACUGACAAUAUUAAAACAAAUAGUACAUGUGCAAAAAUUAAUUUCAAUAAUGAUAAUUCACAUUCAAAUACAAGGCGAAAGACAACAUUACCCCUUGGUUCGCCACCAAAUUCACAAGCUGGUAAAUCAUCAAUUCACAAUAAUGCAACAAAACAUGCAAGUAUGAUGGGUGCAUCAACAAAUAAAUCAUUAAAUUUAAAUAGCACUAUACAAAAUUCAUUAAAUAAAAAUGGCAAUUCAUAUACAAAUCAAAAUGGCGUGAGUAAAAAUAUUACGUCAAAUACAAAUAAAGUGACAGCAUCAUCGGGAACAAGUAAUUCUGUUCAAAAUGAAAAUUCACAAAAUAAACAAUCAACGGAACCACCAACAAGACGUAAAAGUACAGAUGGAACAGCGUCAAUGCGCAGAAAAUCAAUGGCCAAUGAUAAUUCAUCGACUAAUGAAUAUCACCGACGAAAGUUGAUUCUGGAUGCAAUUCAGUCAGGUUAAAAAUUUAAUAUUAAUAAUAAUAAUAAUAAUUAUGAAAAAAGCGAAAAAAAAAAAAAAUUAAUUAAUUAAUUAAUAGAAAAAACGACAAAGUCGUUCAUUUAUAUAAAGGACCACGCACGUUAAAACGCGCGUAUUGUACGUUUUUGUACAGUAUUUGUUGCGUAAAAAUAAGAUAAAAUUUUUCAAAUUUAAGUAAUAUUAUUAAGCUAAUCUGGAUUAGUAUACGAGGUGUUUGACACCCUUUAUUUCAGUGCAGUUUGUUUACACUGUGCUUGUAUUUUUUUUUUUUUUUUUUUU
Molecule: messenger RNA, 2915 nt
Organism: Leptopilina boulardi
Lineage: Eukaryota; Metazoa; Arthropoda; Insecta; Hymenoptera; Figitidae
Gene: Su(z)12
Product: polycomb protein suz12-B
Exons: 9
Coding region: 138-2618 (826 amino acids)
Cellular component (GO): ESC/E(Z) complex; nucleus
Molecular function (GO): chromatin DNA binding
Source: RefSeq, a predicted model, not a curated record